CGUGGUUGAGUAAGAGUUUCUCUAUGAAGGACUUGGGAGAUGCGAGUUAUUCACUUGGCAUAAGGUUCUAUAGGGAUAGAUCACGGAAGCUGUUAGGUCUCAGUCAAAGUACAUACAUAGACAAGGUCCUCGCUAGAUUCAGCAUGUCUGAGUCGAAACGAGGAAGUUUACCUAUGGCCCACGGCACGAGUCUUUCUAAGACUGAGGGUGCUUCCACUUCGGAGGAAGUAGAAUGCAUGAGAAAUGUUCCUUAUGCGUCGGCCAUUGGAUCCAUCACGUAUGUGAUGGUAUGUACGAGACCUGAUGUCGCCUUUGCUCUGAGUAUCACGAGUAGAUACCAGUCCAACCCUGGCAAAAGCCAUUGGACGGCUGUGAAGAACAUCCUUAAAUACUUCCGUAGGACUAAGGAUGCCUUCCUGGUAUAUGGCGGAAAAGAAGAGCUCAGUAUUGUUGGAUAUACUGAUGCCAGCUUCCAAACUGAUAGAGAUGACUUCAAGUUGCAGGCAGG
Messenger RNA from Cuscuta campestris, 508 nucleotides. NCBI's taxonomy places the organism in Eukaryota, Viridiplantae, Streptophyta, Magnoliopsida, Solanales, Convolvulaceae. The record is from the annotation of a GenBank genome assembly.